Oncorhynchus mykiss (rainbow trout) is the source of this 685-nucleotide messenger RNA. RefSeq names its product cytochrome c oxidase subunit 8B, mitochondrial. The record is from RefSeq and is a predicted model, not a curated record. Lineage: Eukaryota; Metazoa; Chordata; Actinopteri; Salmoniformes; Salmonidae. Gene Ontology annotation, cellular component: respiratory chain complex IV; mitochondrion. Gene Ontology annotation, biological process: mitochondrial electron transport, cytochrome c to oxygen.
AAUGAGUGGAAACGCCAACCGGAAGCUUCACGUUUACACAUCCGGUGAAAUAUCUGGCUCAUUCUUCUAUCCGAGACAUGGCGAUGCGCACGCGUUAGUCCUUUUGUGUGACAACUACAACUCCCACAUUGCCGUUAUUGCCGACUGGCGGAUCCCCUCCUCCGUAACCAACUUCCCCAGUAUUCAAUCAAGAACCUCUACUCAAACAGCAGGCAUGUCUGGGCUCAUCAGAACUAUUUCAACCCGCACUGCUCCAGCUCUGCGCGGACCUAUGAUUACCCAGAGGGCCAGUGUCUUCACCAGACCGGCUAAAGACCCUCUCGGCCCUGCUGAGACAGUCAUCGGACUGGGGAUGUUCGCAGUGGCUAUCCUGGGACCUUCCGGUUGGGUUCUCGCCAACAUUGAGAACUACAAGAAGAAAGAAUAACUUAACAUGGACUCUGUCUUAACUGGGACGUCCCGUACAUUCUCUACUUACUCAAGACCCUCCUGGGACCAUCACUUCAAGAAACUCCUCUUAAAAACAUGGAACAAAUCCCCAACCUCCAUGAACUACCUCUUCACUCCAGUCUGAGUGUCUGCCAAUAGAAUGGCUGCACAACAUCAAGAUUUGUGAAUUUUAAUUGGCUUCUUCAAACAAGGAGUAUGUUACAAUAAUGAUAAUAAACAUAUUUAAACUUUAAAA